GAAACUGAUAGAUACAAUGGAAGAUACAAUGUCUUCAAACUAUGUAUAAAAGGAGUGAUUUUUGUUAGCAAUUUACUUUCCAUUUUCAAUUAUUAUAAGUACACAGUUGAAAAUGGGAGUGAUGUUUAGAAUUCACCUCAUAACAUCAGUGGUUCUUGCCUUGAGCUAUGGCGUAACAAUUAACCAGUAUGAUUUAAAUGCUAGUGAACCUGACUCCUUCACCAAAUUGGAGCAUAAUGAAAUAUUACCUUUGAAAUAUCAAGAUAUUAGUAAAGAAUUCACUCAGAAUAGUUACUGUCCUAAACAUUCAAAACCUGCUGACUGUGCAGAAAUUUUUCAAAACGGUUACGAAACCAGUGGAGUGUACAAAAUUUAUCCCCAAAACAAAGUCGUAUCAUGUGAAACUAUUAGAGUGUAUUGCGAUAUGAAAACAGAUGGUGGAGGCUGGACAGUCAUUCAACGAAGAGGAAAUUUUAACAGACCAGCUGAUUAUUUUCAUAAAGAUUGGGCUGAAUACAAGAAUGGAUUUGGACAUUUGGAAAAGGAAUUUUGGCUAGGAAACGACUAUAUCUAUGCUUUGACUAACCAGAAAAGAAACUCUGUACGUUUCGAUCUUGGAACUGAAACUGAAACGGCUUACGCAACUUACGAAAAUUUUUCGAUCGAAAAUGAAGAACUCAAAUAUAGAUUAUCUAUAUCGGAGUACAGUGGAACUGCAGGUGAUUGUAUGGUAAAUCACCAUAAAAUGGCCUUUUCAACAAAAGACCGUAAAAACAAUUCUGGUACCACAGACUGUGCCAUGAUAAGAAAAGGUGGAUGGUGGUACUUUGAAUGCGCUAGAGCUAGUCUCAACGGUGUGCGUCUGACAGGAAAUUAUACCGAAGAAAUGGUUAAUACCAAUGGUACAUACUGGUUUACAUGGAAAGGCUAUACAGAAUCACUAUCCACUGUUGAGAUUAAAAUUCGUCCAUUUGUUUUUCCAUCUGAAUAAAAAUGCUCUCCAUAUAUAAUAAAACUUAGUAUGAGUGUUAUUAAAAUAUUGCCAGAUUUUAUAAUUGAAAAACAGACGUUAGAAGGAAUGUAACGGAAGUUUCUUUGUUCAUGUUUUCUACAAUAAAUUUUUCUUUUAUUUUAUAA
Parasteatoda tepidariorum (common house spider) is the source of this 1137-nucleotide messenger RNA. Its product is annotated as techylectin-like protein. Lineage: Eukaryota; Metazoa; Arthropoda; Arachnida; Araneae; Theridiidae. The record is from RefSeq and is a predicted model, not a curated record.